This is a messenger RNA of Anisakis simplex (herring worm), 1055 nucleotides long. Lineage: Eukaryota; Metazoa; Nematoda; Chromadorea; Rhabditida; Anisakidae. The record is from the annotation of a GenBank genome assembly.
AGUUUUCAGUUCCACCAACAAUUCAUCCCGAGAUGGUCAAUUAUACAGCAAAUCUGAAAGAGUCAAUUGUCAUACCAUGCAAUGCAACUGGAAUCCCUGAACCAGUUGUUUCGUGGGUGAAAAUGCCGAAUAUUGAUAUUGUUGCAAAUGAUGAGAGUAAGCCAAUUUUCUCAUUUCAGUGCUGUGGCCACUUAUGUAUUUUAGAGUAUCGGAUACUUGGAACAUCAUUGGGAAUCCGGAAUAUUGCACCAGAAGAUGACGGUUUUUAUCAUUGUAUUGCCAAGAGCAAUGCUGGUCAGGCUAUUGGUUCGAGACGUGUCACAGUGAAACUAAAAUGUCGAUAUUUUGAUCGAAAAUCUUUUGAACUUUAUUUAGUACCAAUAAAAGACUACAAGGUGAUCUGGGUGGAAUGUGAUGAGAUGGGAAAUCCUGUGAAAACAACCUACGUUCCGGCACGCGGUGAUGUGCCCGAAGAUGGAACCAAUCUCCUGCCAUGGAAACAAGAUUAUCAGGAUUUACCCAAGAAUGGAACGAACGGUAUUCUGAUCCGAUGCUUGCCAGGAGUGAGGGGUCCUCGUCGUGUGCCCAUUGCUACUGCGCCUCAUUUCACCUAUUCCCCACGUUCACAAACAGUUCGUCUCGGUUCAACUGUUUAUCUUCAUUGUAGUGCAUAUGGACCUCCAAUGCCGGAAAUAGUUUGGCUGAAGAAUGGUGAUAGAUUAGCACAUGAGCAAUCGGUUGAGGGUCAUUCAACAUUACGUAUUGACGUACACGAUACGAGUGCAUCUGGGACUUACGUUUGUAUGGCACAAAAUGUGGUUGGUGCCAGUCGGACACAAGCUAGAAUCACAGUUGACAGCAACGGUCCGAACAGUACCGAGAAACGAGAAAACAUUCAACAUAUCGCACUUCUAACAUGUUUUGAGAAUGGAAUUCCACAACGUGAAGGAGUUACGUGGGCUAUUCAUGGCGAUCAGUUGAAUAAAGAUGAUGAGAAAAUUCACUUGAUGAACAACGGUUCAUUGGUCAUCUUUGAUGCAAAUAAUGUUUCUGUA